This is a messenger RNA of Carassius carassius (crucian carp), 2035 nucleotides long. RefSeq names its product nuclear transcription factor Y subunit alpha-like. The transcript is spliced from 9 exons. The record is from RefSeq and is a predicted model, not a curated record. Gene Ontology annotation, molecular function: RNA polymerase II cis-regulatory region sequence-specific DNA binding; DNA-binding transcription factor activity, RNA polymerase II-specific. Gene Ontology annotation, biological process: regulation of transcription by RNA polymerase II. Gene Ontology annotation, cellular component: CCAAT-binding factor complex. NCBI's taxonomy places the organism in Eukaryota, Metazoa, Chordata, Actinopteri, Cypriniformes, Cyprinidae. The coding region runs from base 198 to 1232 and encodes 344 amino acids.
AGGGCGUGGCCUUUGUCUUGUAGGAGGAUCGUUUGCUUUUUUCCCCAGUGCGCCAUUCUGGAUGAAUCACGCGUCGUGUGAUUGGGCUCUAGGCGCCACUCUCGGAGCCAAUCAGAGGAGCAUCGGUCGACGGCGAAGACGACUUCAGUUCCGUGCUGAUCUCAUUACUCAUAACCCACAGCAGUCAGACGGUAAACAUGGAGCAGUACACCACCACGACAGCUAGUGGAGAGCAGAUAGUGGUGCAGACCAGCAGCGGACAGAUCCAACAACAGGGCACAGUGACUGCAGUGCAGUUGCAGACUGAGCCUCAGGUAGGCCAGACUGCAGCCCAGCAGGUCCUUCAGGUUCAAGGACAGCCUCUUAUGGUACAAGUCAGUGGAGGUCAGCUCAUCAGUUCUUCUGGGCAGCCCAUAAUGGUACAGGCAAUGACAGGAGGACAAGGUCAAACCAUCAUGCAAGUACCAGUAUCUGGUACACAGGGAUUUCAGCAGAUUCAGCUGGUACAACCCAGUCAAAUCCAGCUUCCUGGUGGACAGACUUUACAGCUACAUGGUCAGCAGGGACAGACCCAACAAUUCAUCAUUCAACAGCCACAGACUGCAGUCACUGCAGGACAGAACCAGGGUCAGCAACAGAUCACUUUGCAAGGUCAGCAGGUGGCACAAACUGCUGAAGGACAGACUAUCGUUUACCAGCCUGUUAAUGCAGACGGGACCAUCCUACAGCAGGGAAUGAUCAGUAUUCCAGCUGCAUCUUUAGCAGGAGCUCAGUUACUCUCAGCUGGAUCCAACACAAACACUACCAACACCGGUCAGGGCACAGUGACGGUCACUCUUCCCAUGGCAGGAAACAUGGUCAAUGCUGGAGGAAUGGUCAUGAUGGUCCCAGGGGCUGGCGGGUCGGUUCCCGCCAUGCAGCGCAUUCCUCUUCCUGGAGCAGAGAUGCUGGAGGAGGAACCUCUGUACGUCAACGCUAAACAGUAUCACAGGAUCCUCAAGAGAAGACAAGCCCGUGCCAAACUAGAAGCUGAGGGCAAAAUACCCAAAGAGAGAAGAAAAUACCUGCAUGAGUCCCGUCAUCGUCACGCCAUGGCCAGGAAGCGCGGAGACGGUGGACGCUUCUUCUCUCCGAAGGAAAAGGAAGAAAUGGCCAUGCAGGCCCUUAAGGUGAGCGAGGGGCUUGAGCUCAGCUCUCAUUGGCCAGCCACCUCUGCCCCGCCUCUGGGGUAAACUAUCCAAUUCCAGCUUGUGUCCUACCCAAGAGACUCUAUACACCUAAUUUAAUUUAGACCAUCCAUACGCUGCAGCUCUAUGCCUGAGCUACUUCGUGCGUCUGUGACACAUUCAUGUCCAAACUGUCUCUGUCUGUGAGUUAACUGUCACUUCCAACCAACUAAAUUGAACAUGCAUACUAAGAAUUAGUAUAUGUUCUAGUAUGUAGUAUGAGCAAAUAAAAUGUACUGAUUGGUCCCCAUGUUUGUAACUUCUUGUAGCUUUUUUCCUUCUUUUAAUAAUUUAAUAAUUGAGCUGCAUAUCUUUGUGUGCAGCUUAAAGAUAGUAUGCUUGAACUCUGCUAAUUGGAAAUAGCUUCUUUCAGAAAACUUCAGCUGUAAACAUGGGUGAUUAGCACAAUUUCCCCUCUCAGUGUUUAAGGUUUCUUGUCUUAAAUGUCUGACUGCUACUUUAAAAGGAAAUCUUCAACCUUGAAGUCUUUGUUCUGUCUGCAUUUCUGCCAUUUGUCCUUCCAUGUGGUAAACUUCUGCUCAGACUGCUUGUGAUAGUCAUUGAAUGCUGAGAUGUAUUAAUCUGUGUUUAUUUGUCCUUUUACCAUCUUACUGGUAUGAAUAGCCAUUCAAAAUGAUGUGUUUUCAUGAGUGAUGUAUGGCUUGGCUUGCGCUCUUUAACGCUCUUCUGACUUUGCCCAGAGCUGUGUCUUUGUUGUUGCUUUUGCCAUUUUAUGUUUCUUACAGCGGGCUGUAAGUGGGCUUUUGUUAGCAUUCAUGUUUGUUACUUAAUGAUGUGUGUGUAUAUAU